CGAGAUUCUGUUGGUACUCUAGCCUCGCUGUCUACUUACAUACUGAAAAAACAACAAUAUACGUAAUUCUAAACACACGCGAGCGCGUGCACUCACGCACACACGUAUACGAUCACGUGCGCUCGCGCGUACGCAUCUGUGUGAAAAAAAUUUUUUUUUUUUACUAAAGCAUCCCCUUAAAUUGACAAUAUAAACAUCAAAUUCACAAUGCGCAACUACUUUAUGACACCGUUGGCGAUAGUCAUUAUUGCAACAACAAUUGCCUUGGUGUCUUGUCAGUACGAUCAGCAAAGGGAGAAUUAUGUCAAUGACUAUGGAAAUGAACAAGCACACGCACAACCAAUACCAAGGAGUUAUGCCUCAGCGCCAAAGGAGCCCGAAAAACCAAAACCAACACCAGUUGCAAUUUUAAAACAAAUCAAUCGUCACAAUGAAGAUGGUUCCUACACUUAUGGUUUUGAAGGCGCUGACGGUUCAUUUAAAAUUGAAACCAAAUUGCCAACUGGCGAUGUAAAGGGAAAAUAUGGUUUCGUCGAUGAUUCAGGAAAGGUCCGCGUGGUGGAAUAUGGCGCGAAUCAAUAUGGCUUCCAGCCAGCUGGCGAGGGAAUCACAGUUGCUCCACCUACAUUGGUUGACGAAACAACUGGACGCGAAGGUCUCGAGGCACAAAAUCAAUAUCAAGAUUAUGAUUAUAGACAACAGGCAGGUCAACAAGCGGCAGCACCACCACGACCAGCUCCUGCACCAGCUCAACAACGUGAACAAUAUCGUCCACAAUAUGAGCCUCAAUCCCAUACUCAAGCAAUUUAUGCGCCAGCUCAACGUACACCAACAUUGUCAAAUGCGCCAAAGCAACAGCCAAUUUUUACACCAGCGGCAGCGCCACGUCAAUCGCAAAUUCUCCAGGCAGCACAACGACCUCUUUAUGAUGAACAGGCACCAAGUUCACAGGCCUAUAAUCAGGGACCAGUUCAAUUUGGACCAUCACAUCUUCCUGAACAACGUGCACAACCACAAGCUCGCAGCAAUCCCCCUGGCGGAAUUCUAGAUCAACUAGCUCGUGAUUAUGCUCUACCGCAAGAUGUUGCACCACCAUUGCACGAUAUUAGCUUUGGCUAUUACUAAAUAGCGACUAAAUUGAGCAAGUGGAUUUUUUCCCGUUUUUUUACGAAACACAGGUAGCUUCUUCUAAGAAAGAUUUGGAGCUUAUAAACUGAAAUGACCAGGAGAAUUGGCACAAAAAGUUCAAUGUGUUAUCGAAAUUCCGCUGGAGUCGCUACAAUCGUUUAGAAAAAUUAAUCAAGAGUUAAGCAAAUUUUUCUCAUUCUUUCCGUAUUUGGUUAGUAUUUGGAAAUUAAUUUUGCUUACAGUAUGUAAAUUAAAAAAAAAAACUUAUUGAUUUGUCGACAAAAUUGCGAAUAACUUUUGCUUACGUCAUAAAAUAUAUAUAUUCGCAAAGGAAAGAAAGUUGAGAAAAUUGCUCAAUAACAAAAAAAUAAUCAUUCGUAAAAAGCCAUUUCUCCUUUGCUAAAAAUUUUUUUUUUCUUUUCUAAAUUCGCAUGCUACACACAAUGUUGCAUUGUGCAAACAAUUCACCAUGCGCUCAACUAUAAUUAUUUCCUCCAUCCAAUUUAUAUAUAUGUACAAUUUCAUAAUCAUGGAGACAAUGUGGAAGAGGUAAAGUAGCAAAAUGUCGAUUCCGCAUUGUCACAAUAGUAUAUAUAUAUAGGGAAAAAUUCUUGUAUCAUUAAGAAUCUGUUCCUUUAUGAAGGUGCAUUUUCGCAUUCUAUACGCCAUCUCCAAAACCUCUCUCAUUUCCUUGUUUAGUCGCUCCUGCACUUUGUGUGAUUACCGAUUACGGAUACUAUAUGUACAGAUAUAUAUUUAUACACGUAUCAAUGUUCGAUUUACUUACACUUUCACUUUGAACAGUUCUUGCGGCUAAGCACCUUGGAUAUAUGUCUAUAAGACCAAUAAUUUUACAACUUUUGGUCUUUUGCAAAACGGCGAGUUACACAAGAAAUAGCACUUGAUAUGGGAUAUCGAAAAAAAUUUAUUUCUCCUAUUUUUAUAAUAGAAAAAUUGUUUGAUUAUUAAAAAAAAGAACAAUAAUUGAUUUUAAAAAAAAGCCGAUAAUCCAAAUUAAUUGGCAAACAUCUCCAUAUCAUGUAAAGAAUUUCUAUCAUGCUAUUAUAAUGAAAGAUAUAAUUUGUAAAAUAAAAGUUAGAAAUUUU
Leptopilina boulardi is the source of this 2234-nucleotide messenger RNA. RefSeq names its product pupal cuticle protein 27-like (gene Cpr97Ea). Gene Ontology annotation, molecular function: structural constituent of chitin-based larval cuticle. The coding region runs from base 208 to 1125 and encodes 305 amino acids. The record is from RefSeq and is a predicted model, not a curated record. NCBI's taxonomy places the organism in Eukaryota, Metazoa, Arthropoda, Insecta, Hymenoptera, Figitidae. The transcript is spliced from 2 exons. Gene Ontology annotation, cellular component: chitin-based extracellular matrix.